UUUUCAGUGUAUCCCCGUAGCUGUAGCUUUCUAUUAGGAUAUAAACAAUUCCAAAUAUAACUUUAUUAAUAUGUCUAUAAUGUGACCUUAAACCCCACUUUUCUGGAAAAUUCUUUAUCUAAACUACGUCGACUUUUAUUUUUUUGCCGACCAGUCUUAUCACCAGGUAGUUUACAUAUUGUAGUUGAAUCUGCCUUGUGUCAACUGAGUUAUCUAUAUUUGGUGUACGCUAAAACAUUAAAUAUGAACUCCUUGUAUUGGAUUUUGCCGUUAACAGUGUGUAUAUUUUAUGGAUUAAAUGGAGGCCAAGCACUGCAGCAAUCAGUGCAAUGUUAUUCAUGUGCAGGUCCAAGAAAUAGUACCAACUCUUCAUGUGCCACCAACAUCACCAGAUUAGGAGCUAGAAUAACUCCGAACUGUACAGGAACCUUCUGUUCGACGUUUUUGACAAAUAGUACUGUAACAAGAGGAUGCGUUUUUGUAAGAACAUGUCCUUACGGGCAAACCUGCAACUUCUGUAAUAGUACCAACUUCUGCAACAAUAUGACUUACCCAACAUAUCCGAAUAAACCAGGGUAUCCAGUUUAUCCUAGCUACCCAGGUCAUCCAACACACUCAAAAAAAGGAGGAGCAGAAGAAAUUACCGUAAGCAUAACAGCAUUGCUUGUUUGUGCCCUAUUAAACCUAAUAAUGCCGAAGCUGAAUUUAUAAACACUUUUAAUAUAAAUGUUAUAAAUAAUUGUUUUUCAAUAAAAGUUAUUAUUCUGAAA
This is a messenger RNA of Diabrotica virgifera virgifera (western corn rootworm), 770 nucleotides long. RefSeq lists its product as uncharacterized. NCBI's taxonomy places the organism in Eukaryota, Metazoa, Arthropoda, Insecta, Coleoptera, Chrysomelidae. The transcript is spliced from 3 exons. The coding region runs from base 244 to 711 and encodes 155 amino acids. The record is from RefSeq and is a predicted model, not a curated record.